Trypanosoma cruzi is the source of this 2880-nucleotide messenger RNA. RefSeq names its product retrotransposon hot spot (RHS) protein, putative. Lineage: Eukaryota; Euglenozoa; Kinetoplastea; Trypanosomatida; Trypanosomatidae. The transcript has a single exon. The coding region runs from base 1 to 2880 and encodes 959 amino acids. The record is from RefSeq and is a predicted model, not a curated record.
AUGUGGCGGUGUUGUGGCCGAUUGCACGUUGCGUUGCUGCGGGAGCGGUGGGCCUUGACUGUUUCACCGACAGGCGUUGCAGUGCGGCUGCAUGGCGCACCGACCGCCGAGCCGUGCGAGUGCCACGCCCAACGCCAUUGGGACUGCGGGACGAAACAGCCGCGACUGCCCUUUGGAGCCAGCGACAUCUGCUGGCCGCAGUUGGGCGGUGCGAGUGGGAUGCUUCACCGCACGGGUGUUGUGAUGACACCUCGCAGCGGCAUCCCCGGCGACGGUUCCGACGCUGCAGCUCGACAUGUGGCGGGGAGUAAACAGCGACCGCAGUGGACCAUGAGCAGCAGCGUAAGGGACACUCUGCUGGAGGGAAGCACUCUCAGGACCGACACGAAGCUGAACGAUUUCCUUCGGAGCAACUUGGGCGGCAAGGGCGUUGUGAAAAAAAAUGAGAACGUCGCUAUGGAGGCGUUUGUUCAGGAGCCGGAUGCUUACGUACAAGACCAGCGGCUUCCUAGAAUUAUUUUUAAUUUAACAGAGUACCAAGAGCUGGAGGCUACUUAUAAACUUCAUCACAAGGGUGUGUUCUCUCUCGAGCAAUGGAGGGACUAUGAAGGAAAGGAUACGGUCACUCCUCUUGCAAGGGGAAAACUAAACGCAGCCCUCACUCAGAUACUGACAGAAAGGCUAAAAGGAACGCAAGAAAUGAAAUUUACCAUUUCCACUAAGAUCGAAGAGGUACUGUUUAAAGGAAGAGUCCGCGUCAAUGAAAUGAAGCUGAACGACUUUCUUACGAUGGAACUGGACGGCAGGGGCGUUGUGGCCACCAAUCGGGAUGUUUUGCUGAAGGAGUUUUUCAAGAACCCCAAUAAGUAUAUCCGUGAUAAGAGAGCAUUGAAAGAAAUACAGAUAUCCGAUGCUUAUGCGAGGAUGGAGAGGGCUGUAAGGGAUGAAGUGGAUUUGGAAGAAGUUGCGCGCAAGCUUCGCGAUAAGGGUGUGUACAAUCUACUUGGGUGGUCAGAAGCUGCUGCGGAGGUCAAAGCAACUGUUCAUAAACUCACUAAACACUCCUUGGAUUCAGCCCUUCAGGAAGCGAGUAAACCAACAACAACGAUUGAAGCGUUGAAACUGGAGGGAUUGUACGAGUCUGUGUACAGUGCGAGGUGGUACCAUGUCGUGGAGGUUUCUGGCGGCGAGGGGACGGGAAUGAAGGUGAAGGAGGGGAAACCGAUACACUCAUGGAAUUACAAGAAAGUUGGCGAAACUUUCGAAAAGGAUGACGGUGUGCGGAAAUCCGGUGAGGAACCUCCCGUGUUGAUGGUUCUCACCUCGGACAAGGGAUGGCCGUACACGCUGAAUGCGCCGCAUGGGGCUGGUAAUGACUUCUUUAUUAACUGCGAGGUGGAGCGAGUGUGGCAGAUCGUCCUUGACGAUCUAACCGAGUGGUUCAGCCCUCACGGUGAGACCGACUUUAAGCCCGAGAAGCGUGUGUUGAUUGGGACGCCCGGGAUCGGGAAGUCGAUGGCUGCCGGUUCGUACCUCCUUUACCAGCUGCUGCACUACGAUGUGGAGGAGCUCCAAGUUGUUGUCCACUGUUUUGGAGAAACGGCGUACGUGUUUGACAAAACCACCGAAACCGUGACAAGAUACGAGGGUAACAAAAAAUCGAAGAGUGUUUUGUAUGGUUUGUGGCAGCGUGGGAUGAAAGGGUACAUUAUUUACGAUGUGGCAAAGAAAGGAACACCGCCCGAAACAGGUUUUUUACCCCCAACCGGAUGGGGCAUGAUUGUGGUGUCAUCGCCAAACCUGGACAACUAUGAUGAGUGGGAGAAGCAAUUAAAAGCCAGUCGAAUCAUCAUGAAUUGCCCCGACGAGAUGGAUGUGAAGGCGAUGUGUAAAUGGAUGAAACGCGGUCUGGAACCAGAUGAGCAAGCGGGAUACUGGAGGAUGGUCGAAGAACGCAUGGAGAAUGUGGGGCCGAUUCCACGUCACAUCUUUGAUAAGAAAGUUUAUAUUGUUCGCUUGGGUGCCGUUAAUGGUGCCUUGCUAGCAAUCAAGGAUACUGAUGUUGGAAAGUACUUUUCCAUGGGAGGAGAGGAAGAAUGGUAUUCCGAGGAUCCGUCUCACAAACUUGUGAAGAUUGUCCGGGAAAUAACAGUUGAAGGUGCUGAGAUAUUUCUGAACGCAUCGAUAUGUGCUCGUAUCGGGUUUCGAACUGCGGACCGUUUGGCAAAGGAAAUGGCUACGAAGGAUUUUUUGUUGCUAAUAUUCAGAUCGCGUGGUGCUCUUGUUUCCCACGCUCUGGAACAAUUUGGUUUGCGCAUAUUCAUGCAUGGGGAGUUUGUCAUUGAAUUAGCAAAGGAACUCAAGGAGCUGAGGUCAUCAAAAAGUAAAGAAGCACAGGAUUCAGUGCUGAAGUUAAACCAUCAAGGGUACCCCACUCGCACCGUUGGAUUAGAGGAACUGCAAGGCGGUGUCACGAGGAUUCCGAUGGAGUACAGGGUGCUGUACAUACCGGCGGUCCAAAACUUUCCGCUGGUGGACGGCCUUUUCUUUGUUGAUUCGCCGCGGAAGACGCUGGUUGGGCUGCGGAUGACGACGGCGGGUGAGCACCACACCAUUCCCAGCACCGUGAGUCUGUUCAAUGAACGCUUGGCGGCAUAUUUUAAUGUUUGGGACGAGUUAUCCCGAGACAUGUCGUGGGAGAUGAUUUAUGUGCAGCACGAAAACAGCACAUUGAUAACGAACUGGCAGAGAUGUGGUCCCGUCAAUACCGUUAAUUUGAGCGACGAUGAAAAAGAGAUUGUGGCGUUCUGGGACCGAAAGGUACACGAAUACCAGUUUGCGUUGACAACUGAUUUUGUAAAUAGAAUUCGAGCAAAGUGA